AUGCCGCGCCCAACAAGCCGUCAAAAAAAAUCAAGAAAGGCUUAUGAAGCAAAGGCACAUAAGCUUAAUACUAAUGUAAAUAAUUUUGAAGCAGAAAGUUCUGAUGAUAUUGACAGUCUUUCUGCUUGUGACGAGGUAGUUGAUAAUAAUGAUGCUGCGAACAUCAUGAAGAGGCUUCAACUAAUUGAGAAUGAUGAUGCCGAAAACAUUGUAAAAAAACUUCAAGAUGCUGCAAAUAAAUAUUACCGGGAAUGUGAUUCUAACCAAACCCGUAGACUACGUUAUUUAGGAAACUCAGUUCGCACUAAAAGAAGAAAAAAACAGCAACAACGUGAGGCAGCGAAAGGAACCCCUACAUUACAUACUUUCUGGGCCCAAAAAAAAUCUUCUGAAGAAACUAGUGAAGCAGAAUUGUAUGAUGAUGUUGAUGAACGGUUAGAGAAUGAAAGACAGUUAGAAGAAUUUGAUGAUGAACAGUUGGCGAAUGAAGGAUGGUUGGAAGAAGUUGAUGAGAAUGAUAUUGGAGGAAUGUCGGAGGAUGAGAUUGAACCCCAUAAUUGGAAUAAAAAAAUCUCAACUGCCCUUGAAAACUUAACAUUAGAUAUCAAAAAAGAAAAUGUAAAAACAAGUAAAAUAAUUGCUGAUGCUGCGGGAAAAGGGGUAUACCAUGCUAAAUGCAUUCGUUCCUGGGCACAUGAUUAUGUUAUGACACGCCAGAUUCCCUACUCUCGCCGAGGACACCAUGCCAAAACAUGGAGCUUUCUCUGGGACGAAGAUAUUCUUCUUCAAAUAAAAUCGUAUGUUCGAGAAAAUAAGUGGAAUAUUACACCACACAUGAUCAUGUUACAAAUGAAUGAGAUCAUUUUACCAGGGCUAGGAUUUGCUCCUCCUCCAACCAUCUCUCUUAGUACCGCAAAAAAUUAUUUAAAAGAGCUUGGAUACACAUAUGAAAGGGUGAAAAAAGGUGCUUAU
Racocetra fulgida is the source of this 972-nucleotide messenger RNA. Lineage: Eukaryota; Fungi; Glomeromycota; Glomeromycetes; Diversisporales; Gigasporaceae. The record is from the annotation of a GenBank genome assembly.